AUGGCAUCCAACGCCUGUGGGUGUCAGGUCACCCCUUUCGAUGCUUUGUUCAUCUAUCUAUCUAUCUAUUUAUCUAUCUAUCUAUCUAUCUAUCUAUCUAUCUAUCUAUCUGAGUUUGUUCAUCUAUCUAUCUAUCUAUCUAUCUAUCUGAGUUUGUUCAUCUAUCUAUCUAUCUAUCUAUCUGAUUUGUUCAUCUAUCUAUCUAUCUAUCUAUCUGAGUUUGUUCAUCUAUCUAUCUAUCUAUCUAUCUAUCUAUCUAUCUAUCUGAGUUUGUUCAUCUAUCUAUCUAUCUAUCUAUCUAUCUAUCUGAGUUUGUUCAUCUAUCUAUCUAUCUAUCUAUCUGAGUUUGUUCAUCUAUCUAUCUAUCUAUCUAUUUAUUCCAAGCUAAAAACAGAAAAACUUUCCCCUUCUUUUACUGCUAAAAUUCAUGUGACACUAGAAUUAGUGUUCAUUUACCAACAUGAGAGAGCAGUAGGACUUUUGAUUCCCAAUACAACAGACAUGAAAAUUUGA
Molecule: messenger RNA, 513 nt
Organism: Acanthosepion pharaonis
Lineage: Eukaryota; Metazoa; Mollusca; Cephalopoda; Sepiida; Sepiidae
Source: the annotation of a GenBank genome assembly